Messenger RNA from Paramecium sonneborni, 3183 nucleotides. NCBI's taxonomy places the organism in Eukaryota, Ciliophora, Oligohymenophorea, Peniculida, Parameciidae. The record is from the annotation of a GenBank genome assembly.
AAAAUCUUAAAGCAUUUUUAUCAUUCUAAAGAUAUCUUUAUAGACACAUUACUUAUAAUUAUAUCUUUAGCAUAUUUCAUAGAGAAGAAUAGUAAUAGCAUUUUGCAGUUAUUUAUGGUAGUCAAAAUACUUGAUGUUCCAAAAAGAGUUGGAUUAAUAUUAGAUAAAUUAGAAUUGGCUACAAAUCAUUGGGCAAUUUAUGAUUUAAUAAGGCUAUUGUAUUUGAUUGUAUUAGAAGCUCAUGUUUUCUGUUGCUUUUUAUAUUUUGUAGGCAAAUAAAAUACAAGAACUUCGUGGAUAAUUCAAGAGCAUCUUGAAGAUGCUGAUCUUAUAACAAGUUAUGUAAGACAUUAAAAAUAAUUAGAUAACAACAUUUUAUUGGAGUGUUAUUACAAUGACUACAAUUGGUUAUGGUGAUUUUGCUCCAUCAAAUUUAAAUGAAAGAGUUUUAGUCAUUUUUGUAGCUAUAACCUCCUGCUGUACAUUUGGUUUCUUUGUAUCUUCAGUUGGAUAAAUAAUAAAUUCUAUUUAAAAAAAGGAUUAACAAAUAAGAUUAGAUUUGAAUGACCUUAAAAAAUAUUUAAGGAUCAGAGGAUUUAAUUCAGAAUUGCAAAUAAAGGUAAGAAGAUAUUUCGAAUAUUUAUGGAAUGAUUGUUUGGGCUAGGAUUAAAUUGAUAUGAUGAAAUUAUAACAAUAAUUACCAAGUAAUUUAUUCAAUGUAAAUAUAAAUUAUAUUAUUUAAGGAAAUGAUCCUAGAUCUCAAUAUGAAAAGCAUAUCAAAGAUUCCAUUUUUUCACGAAAACUUUAAUUCUGACUUUCUUUAGGCACUAGCGGCAGAUUUUUAGGAAGAACGUUUAACUCCUUGGUAGAGUAUCUUUACUAAAGGAGAAUAAAGUCAAUUUUUAUUUAUUUUAUGUGAAGGAGAAGUUGAAUAUUAUGUUUAAUUGCCUGAAGGAUCAACUAAUUCUGUUUCAAUUUAAAAAAUCGAUGGUUUAGAUGAAAUAUUUGGAUAAUAAGAUUUCUUGCUUGAUUAACAUUAUUCAAUAAAUUGUAGAACAACAAAACCAACUAGGAUUUUAAAAAUAAGUAAAGAAAAUUUUUAGUUAAUAGCUAAAAAAUUUGGAUAUGUAAUAAGUGUUUAUUAAUUUUAUAGGAAAAAUAUUGUUAACUCAAAGAUUUAGUGAAAUUUUCAGGUCGAUUCGAUGAAUUUCACAUUUAAUGUAUUGGAUGUAGUAAAUCAACUCAUUUAUUAUACAGUUGUCCAAUGCUUACAGGUUUCCCUAGUAGAACAAAGACUUUAUUAAAGUAUAAAAAGAGGUUUUUGUAAGAAAGAAGAUAUAUUGAAAGGAAGAAUCAUUUAAAGCGUAUUUCUACUUUAAGUUUUGAAAGUAAGAUAGCUGAUAGUGUAUUAUACCAUCUUUUAAAAGAUCCUAAAAUGCAAGAACAAAUUAACAAUCAAAUUAAACGAACUACUCCUAAAAAUUAUGAAGGAAUUAGAUAAAAAUCAAAUAAGAAAUUAUCGAUUUAACCGAAGAGAAGAAUUCCAGUAUUUUUAAGUUAAGAAUUUUCAAGAUCACUUGAAGUCAAUUAUAAAGAGAGCUUGGAUAUCAAAAAUCUGAAUGAUACAUUUAAUUAAUAAAAAAAAAUAACAGACUUUGAUUAAGAAUUAUCAAGAGAUGAAAGCAUCAAUAUUUCAAAAGGAUUAAAUAAAUAAUUUGUAACUAAAGGUACGUAAAGCAUAACUUUAAUUAAAAAUCAAGAUAUAAUAGAGGAAAAUGAAUAAGAAACAGAUANGAUGAAAUUAUAACAAUAAUUACCAAGUAAUUUAUUCAAUGUAAAUAUAAAUUAUAUUAUUUAAGGAAAUGAUCCUAGAUCUCAAUAUGAAAAGCAUAUCAAAGAUUCCAUUUUUUCACGAAAACUUUAAUUCUGACUUUCUUUAGGCACUAGCGGCAGAUUUUUAGGAAGAACGUUUAACUCCUUGGUAGAGUAUCUUUACUAAAGGAGAAUAAAGUCAAUUUUUAUUUAUUUUAUGUGAAGGAGAAGUUGAAUAUUAUGUUUAAUUGCCUGAAGGAUCAACUAAUUCUGUUUCAAUUUAAAAAAUCGAUGGUUUAGAUGAAAUAUUUGGAUAAUAAGAUUUCUUGCUUGAUUAACAUUAUUCAAUAAAUUGUAGAACAACAAAACCAACUAGGAUUUUAAAAAUAAGUAAAGAAAAUUUUUAGUUAAUAGCUAAAAAAUUUGGAUAUGUAAUAAGUGUUUAUUAAUUUUAUAGGAAAAAUAUUGUUAACUCAAAGAUUUAGUGAAAUUUUCAGGUCGAUUCGAUGAAUUUCACAUUUAAUGUAUUGGAUGUAGUAAAUCAACUCAUUUAUUAUACAGUUGUCCAAUGCUUACAGGUUUCCCUAGUAGAACAAAGACUUUAUUAAAGUAUAAAAAGAGGUUUUUGUAAGAAAGAAGAUAUAUUGAAAGGAAGAAUCAUUUAAAGCGUAUUUCUACUUUAAGUUUUGAAAGUAAGAUAGCUGAUAGUGUAUUAUACCAUCUUUUAAAAGAUCCUAAAAUGCAAGAACAAAUUAACAAUCAAAUUAAACGAACUACUCCUAAAAAUUAUGAAGGAAUUAGAUAAAAAUCAAAUAAGAAAUUAUCGAUUUAACCGAAGAGAAGAAUUCCAGUAUUUUUAAGUUAAGAAUUUUCAAGAUCACUUGAAGUCAAUUAUAAAGAGAGCUUGGAUAUCAAAAAUCUGAAUGAUACAUUUAAUUAAUAAAAAAAAAUAACAGACUUUGAUUAAGAAUUAUCAAGAGAUGAAAGCAUCAAUAUUUCAAAAGGAUUAAAUAAAUAAUUUGUAACUAAAGGUACGUAAAGCAUAACUUUAAUUAAAAAUCAAGAUAUAAUAGAGGAAAAUGAAUAAGAAACAGAUACAUUGGAGGUUAAUACUAUUUUAAUUGAUAAUUAAAGUAUAUAUUUGAACUAUAAAAAGAUUAAUUUUAAUAUAUGGCAAGAUACAAGGACAUAUUUGAAAACUUUGAUUUGUAGAGAGAUUUUGAUUAAUACAUGCAUCACAUGAAUUUUAACGAAAUAUAAAAAAAUUUUCAAAGAAAUAAUGAUUAGGAUAGUUUCCAUAAUUUUAUAGAUGCCAAUAUCGUAAGAAGAAAAUGGAAAAAAUCAAAAAUGGUUGUUGUUUUAGAAUCUUGA